Molecule: messenger RNA, 1751 nt
Organism: Alnus glutinosa
Lineage: Eukaryota; Viridiplantae; Streptophyta; Magnoliopsida; Fagales; Betulaceae
Product: protein WHAT'S THIS FACTOR 9, mitochondrial
Exons: 1
Coding region: 89-1204 (371 amino acids)
Molecular function (GO): RNA binding
Source: RefSeq, a predicted model, not a curated record
UAGUUUGCUUCCACGUCGACCUUCUCAUUUCUCCACGAACAGAAGCACACAGAAUUCACUUUUGCCGUCUGCUCAGACAGUCCCACCGAUGCCUCCUCCGCCUCGACACACCAAACUCCCGCACCAGCUAAACCAAAUCCGCACCUUCGUGGACGCCAAAAUCAAAUGGGUCCGAGACCCAUACCUCGACUUCGCUGUCGAGCGAGAGAAAGACCUGAAACAAGCCAUCUCCGUCAAGAACCACAUCCUCUCCACCCCUUCCAAUUCCCUCCCUCUCUCCACCGCCUCUCUACUCAAACCCCACCUCCACCUCCCCACUUCCACCUCCACCUCCAAGUUCUCCCUCAAAUACCCCUCCCUUUUCACCCAAUUCCACCCCAGUCCCCACCUCUCUCCCCACCUCACCCUCACCCCUCAAGCCCUUGGUCUCCACAAAGAAGAGUCCGCCAUUCACACCUCUCCUUCUCACCGAAACGAGGCCGUUCGCCGCCUCGCCAAGCUCCUAAUGCUCACCGGAGCUUCCAGAUUGCCUUUAUAUGUGAUAGAGAGGUUGAAAUGGGACAUGGGUCUUCCCCACAACUACUUUCUGACACUUCUCGCCGAUUUUCCCGAGUACUUCCAGGUUUGCGAGGUGAGAGACGAGUUGGGCGGCGAGCAAGUGCUUGCCUUGGAGCUUGUUUCGUGGAGGGAGGAGCUGGCGGUGUCAGAAUUGGAGAGAAGGGCGUGGAAUGGCGGUGACUUGGGGCGCGAGAGAGGGAUGCGCAUUGCGUUUCCCAUGUGUUUGACGAAAGGUUUUGAGUUGGAGAAGAAGGUAAGGAAUUGGGUUGAGCAGUGGCAAGAUUUGCCGUACAUUUCUCCCUACGAGAACGCGUUUCAUUUGCCGCCGAAUAGCGAGCAGGCGGAGAAGUGGGCGGUGGCGGUGCUUCACGAGUUGCUGUGGUUGAUGGUGUCGAAGAAGACGGAGAGGGACAAUGUGUUUUGUUUGGGGGAGUACUUGGGAUUUGGGGCGAGGUUUAAGAAGGCUUUGGUUCAUCAUCCGAGUAUUUUUUACUUGUCCAAUAAGAUCAGGACGCAGACAGUGGUGCUUAGGGAGGCUUAUAGGAAGGAUUUCUUGGUUGAGAAGCACCCAUUGAUGGGUAUGAGGUAUCGGUAUAUUCAUCUUAUGAAUAAGGUGCCGAAACGGCGAAAGCAGGCUGUUGUUUAGCUUCUGGGCCUAAAAAACAGGCUGCUUUAUCGACUGAUGGUAAUAGUAGAAAGAAAAGAGGAAAUGUGACUGAUCUGAUCAAUAGAGGAUAAUAGGUUGGAAGCUAAGUACCUAUGAAGGAAGAAUAAGGGAAUUGGUUAGGUUUCUGUUUUUGUUUUCAGGUGAGAUGCAUAUAUUAUUGUGUUUUGGCUGUUGACGAUAACUGGGAAAGCCUGAAAUGGCGGUUUUUGUCAUUGGAUGGCUGUGUUCUACGGGUGAAUCUUUGAAAGGAGGGGAGCGUGUUGGAAAGAAAUAUAAAUUGGAUGGUGUUUAUGUGAAGAUUUUAUUAGGUGACAAGCAAGCGAAUGGUUUGGCUUAGUUGAUUGAUGAAGUUUUGAUUGAGUAAAUGGUGGAAGUUGGUAUUGCGUGUUACAUGGGUACAUGAAGUUCCAAAAGGCCAUAGAGGGAGAGCAGUUCGCGUCAGGGUUGAUAUCUUGGCUGGCUGCUGCGGCAAAUGGUGCUAUCAGGGAACGGUAUCGUACCAGGAUGUGCAGGAAGUAAAGCUGAA